Perkinsus marinus ATCC 50983 is the source of this 1302-nucleotide messenger RNA. Its product is annotated as electron transport oxidoreductase, putative. Gene Ontology annotation, cellular component: mitochondrion. Gene Ontology annotation, molecular function: electron transfer activity; flavin adenine dinucleotide binding. The coding region runs from base 1 to 1302 and encodes 433 amino acids. NCBI's taxonomy places the organism in Eukaryota, Perkinsozoa, Perkinsida, Perkinsidae. The record is from RefSeq and is a predicted model, not a curated record. The transcript has 16 exons.
AUGCUUGCUGGAGGUUCGCGAGAAGCUGCAGAAGCCGCAGCUCGAUUACCUGGGGUUGAGAAGGUCUAUCACUGUAACCCUGGUGACGCCGCGCUGGACCACCCAGCAGCCGACACUAUUGCUAACGCCGUUGUAAAGCUAACGAAGGAGGCGGGAGCUUCUAAUGUAGUCGCUGGCAACAGCAGUGUUAUCAGAGACUCUCUGCCGCGGGCAGCAGCCAUGCUAGAUACCCAGCCUAUCACUGAUGUCAUCAAGGUCAUCUCGAAUGACACUUUUAAGAGGCCGAUGUAUGCUGGUAAUGUGAUCGCUACAGUGAAGUCCUCGGACCCUGUGAAAGUACUUGUUUUCCGGCCAACUGCCUUCGAGCCUACUGAGGUUCCCCAGAACGGUGAUGCUGCGGAGAUUGUGAAUACAGAGAUCGAUACGGUCGGCUCUAGCAUUGAGGAAGAUGGCGGCUUGGAGUGGCUUGAGCAUAAUGUUGAUCGCAAUAACGAUCAUGGAAUGCCUGUGGCCAUUUCCGUUGAUGAGACCGAGCUGAAAGAGAAUGCGGCCUUCGUUGAUGUGCUACUCCAAGCUCCCGAGAUCCCCAACGAGCCGGCCUCCCCAAGCCAUCAACCGACCCCGCCGGCGGAUGCUGUCGCUGCUGGUCCAUACACCCCGCGGCCGGCUCGAGUACGUACCAGUUCGGAAACGGCAUUGGCAGUACCACCGUCUAGCUCAGGAGUGUCGAUGACUCCAAUGAGUAUUGGAGGAUCGGAGGCGACGGCAUUGACUGCUCCUGCGAAGAGGGCUCGACUGGGACCAGUUGUCCCGACGCAGGAAGGGACCAACUCUGCUAGCGAGGGCGAGCAGAUCACAAUGGUUAUUCAGCUCAAGAGCGGUCUAUGGCGGGCUGAGAUAAUACUGGAUGGGAAGAAAUACCGAGGCCCCUCGAGGGAAGCUGUGGAAGAGGCCGACAAUGACCGUAUCAGGAUGGACCAGGCUCGGGGAACGAACACAUUGCAGGACUUACUGCAGGAGUGGGACAUGACUUCACAGUUGUUGCCUAAGGGGGUGUAUUACAACAAAUCCAAGAAGGCAUUCAUAGCGACUAUUCAUCAGCAAGUCAGUUUUGCGGAAGCAGAAAAUCUCAAUAGUCCACCGUUGGCGAGGUCGACGACAGUGAAAUACGAAGGUCCGUCGAGGCAUACUGUGGAGGAGGCAAUGCAGGACCGUGUACUACUGGAGGCUGCCCAGACACCUGAAGAUCUCCAACUGGUGACUCACUUCAACAGCGAUCGACUUUACUUCGGCUGGCUGUAG